Messenger RNA from Lytechinus pictus (painted urchin), 5351 nucleotides. RefSeq names its product relaxin receptor 2-like. Gene Ontology annotation, biological process: adenylate cyclase-activating G protein-coupled receptor signaling pathway; activation of adenylate cyclase activity; hormone-mediated signaling pathway. Gene Ontology annotation, cellular component: plasma membrane. The coding region runs from base 122 to 3673 and encodes 1183 amino acids. Gene Ontology annotation, molecular function: G protein-coupled peptide receptor activity; protein binding. The transcript is spliced from 24 exons. The record is from RefSeq and is a predicted model, not a curated record. Lineage: Eukaryota; Metazoa; Echinodermata; Echinoidea; Temnopleuroida; Toxopneustidae.
GUCUAUACGGCUGGUUGGUGGAUUGACGCCCUGGGAGGGCCGAGUAGAAAUACUCCAUGAUGGUGAAUGGGGAACAGUAUGUGAUGAUUUAUGGGAUCUUGCCAAUGCACAUGUUGUUUGUAUGAGUCUGGGUUACGCAUAUUCUGUGGCGGCUUUGAGUGGAGCUCCGUUUGGUGAAGGCACAGGCGAUAUCCUCCUAGACGCGGUAGAAUGUUAUGGGAACGAAUCCUCCAUCUUGGAUUGCAUUCACGGUGGAGUAGGAGUUCAUGACUGCAAACACGAUGAAGAUGCAGGAGUUCGUUGUUCUAUAAGUGCAGUUCGUCUCGUCGAUGGAAGAUAUCCUUGGGAGGGAAAGGUGGAAGUAUUCAAAGAUGGUUCCUGGGGAACCGUAUGCGACAAUAACUGGGACAUGGAUGAUGCCAAUGUGGUCUGCAGAAGUCUAGGACUAGGUGAGGCUGUUGAGGUAACCACCUUCCAUGAUUGUUGUUUCCAGGACUACCAUGAUGUUGACGAGGGAUUGGAUGACAUUUUCUUGGACGAAGUAGAGUGUCUUGGAAACGAAUCUAUCCUGCUUGAUUGUCCACAUUCUGGUUUUGGAGUUUACAACUGCAAUCACACACAAGAUGCAACAGUAAAAUGCAAAACUGGGAUUCGCCUAGUUGGUGGAAUCAACAGCCUUGAGGGUCGGGUUGAAGUGUUCUACGAUGGUUCCUGGGGUACGGUGUGCAGUCACCACUUCGAUAUCAUCGAUGCUCACGUAGUCUGCAAGAGUCUCGGUCACACCUUCGCACUGAGUGCGUCGUCGUACGCAGACUUCGGGCAGGGAACGGGCGAUAUCGUCUUGGAUGGUCUCCAGUGCACCGGCAGCGAAACGAAUAUUUACGAAUGCGAAAGUGAUGAUACGAAUUUCUUCAAAUGCUUUCAUCAAAUGGACGCGGGAGUCACUUGUUCACCAGAAGAUUACGCCGUCUUCCUCAUCAACGGGAGCACGUAUCUAGAGGGUCGGGUGAAGGUUGCUUAUCAAGGCUACCUAGGUACUGUCUGCGACACCUCUUGGGAUAUGAAGAAUGCUAAUGUCAUCUGUAAAAGUCUAGGUUUCGGACACGCCGUGAGCAUCAAUGACUUUGGCCCAGGGAUCGGAGACAUCAUCCUCGACGACAUUCAUUGUGUUGGUAACGAGAGUAGCAUUUUCAAUUGUUCUCAUGGCGGGCUUGGAGUUCAUAACUGUAAUCAUUCUCAAGACGCUGGAGUAACAUGCUUCGGAGAGGAUGUCUGUAUUACUGGACUGUGUGAUAUAAACAUAUUUCCAAAAGGCACCGGUAAAUGUAUUCCAGUAGUUCAAGACUGCUUCGUCGACGGUACUUGGGGACUAUUUUGCAUGCCCCAAAGACCUUCGCUGCAUGAAUCUGCUGCAAUAGAAUGCAUGGGGCUCGAAGACUACAAGUCCGAAAACAUGACGAGACAAAUCAUUUUAGAUCGGCAAAGGAAUGUCAAAAAUUUGUAUUUAAAUAAAACGUUUAUUGAAGUGCUACCCGGUGGAGCAUUUUAUGGAAUGAAGAAUCUCGAAUGGCUAGAUCUGAAUGAUAACAAUAUAACGACGAUUUUUCCUGAUACAUUUUCCGGACUGAGCAACCUGUUAUAUCUAUACCUUACGAACAACAAUAUUUCUUCUAUUCCCGAUGGAACCUUUUCUGAGUUGGACAACUUGGUUUGGUUAGAACUAAACGGGGCAGGGAUAAUGAGUGUAUCGGCAAAUUCUUUUGAGGGACUUUACAACCUGCAACAUUUGAACUUGGAUGGAAACCUGAUUGAAACCAUACCAGCAGAUAUCUUCAUAGAAACAUACAGUUUGAAUUACUUAUAUCUACAGGAAAAUCGAAUAAGAUGGAUUCCAGAUGACACAUUCAGUAACUUAUUCCUUCUUUUCUAUCUUGAUCUCCAUGACAAUCUACUCGAGGUUAUUACUGAUAGAACCUUGUAUGGAUUAUCUUUCCUUUUUUACCUAGAUCUUUCUUAUAACAACAUCGAAGUCUUAUCACGGGCUGCAUUCUCUGAUCUGUUUACACUGGACCUACUCGAUUUGAAGAACAACAGAAUCAAGAUAUUACCAGAGAUCAUUUUUAAAGAUUUACACAACCUAUUUUAUCUAUACCUGCAAGAUAAUAAUAUUGACGUUAUCCCGGAAGGAGCUUUUUCUGAAAUGGAGACAUUGAGAGUCCUAUUGUUGCAAAAUAACAACAUUACUGAAAUACCAGAUAAAGCAUUCAUCAACCUGUCUCGCCUUACAACCUUGAAUAUAUCAUCGAAUUCAAUCGCAUAUUUGCAGAAUGGUGCAUUUCUGGGACAAGAAAAUUUGGAAUAUUUAGACUUGGGGUACAACAAGAUCAAGAGUAUCGAAUCUGAAUCAUUCGCAAAUCUGAGUAACCUACUCUAUCUAUUUCUAUUGGACCUUGAUUUAGACACAAUUUCCUACGAAAUCAUGAACGAUCUAACUGGACUCAAAGCUCUGUCUACAUCUGACAACCGCCUCUGUUGUCUUCUCAGUCAUUCUGAAAACGUCACCUGUGCCAGGACUUCUCCACCAAGUCCCCUGGACACCUGCGGCAGCUUGUACCCAAGUACCGUCCUGCGAUUUGCCGGUUGGAUCAUCGGCCUCUCUUCUCUAUGUGGGAAUGUGUUCGUCUUAUUUCUGCGCGCUACCCAGAAACAACGCAAGACCGUCCAGAACAUCCUCACAAUGAACCUAGCCGUCGCAGACUCCCUGAUGGGUGUUUAUAUGAUCAUCAUAACAUCUGCUGAUGUUUAUUUCAAUAGACUAUAUUUCCUUAGUGCCCCGCUCUGGAGAGAAUCCUUCCCUUGUAAAUUAUCCUCAUUUCUUGCAUUUUUCUCGAGCGAACUGUCCGUAUUCACACUGACCCUAAUCACCCUGGAUAGGUACAUCAGCAUUGUUUAUCCCUUUGGAAAAUUCAAGAUGACUACCAAAACUGCCAGCUUCGCCGUCGUAUUCACAUGGUUCUUCACUCUCUUGUUUAGCUCGGUUCCAUUCCUUGUCGGAUAUAACGUACCCGGGUUCUAUGGACUAUCCGAUGUCUGUAUCGGUUUACCGCUCCAUGUAGAACUCGGAGAGACUGGCAGACUGGACAUUGUCUGGGACGAGGAGCUGAGUUCCGAAUACAUUGUAAAGUACGUAGUUACCGAUUACGACAACAGGAAUGUCUGGGUAUUCUCAAUCGUAACCUUUAUCGGUUUGAACAUGGCACUUUUCCUGACCAUCCUUAUUUGCUACGUCGUGAUGUUUGUGACCGUUAAACGCUCGUCGGAGUCCAUCCGGAACUCGGCGGGCAGAAAUCGCGAAAUCCAGAUCGCCCGAAAGAUGGCGUUUAUUGUUGGGACUGACUUCGCUUGUUGGAUGCCCAUCAUAGUUUUGGGUAUCUUGACGCAAACCGGACUCGUCGUUCUACCGACCUCCCUAUAUGCCUGGACUGUAAUUUUCAUCAUCCCAAUCAAUUCCUCUAUCAACCCUGUCCUGUAUACCUUCAUUAACUACCUUGAAGGUAAUAAGACUAAAGGGAAAACCCAUGAUUCUCUUCAGACCCGUUCUACUCGGUUGAGCAAGGAGGGAAAUGGGCUGCAUUUGAGUCGCUUAGGAUCAAACAGCUCAAAUAUGAAUUAAUUGGUAUCGUAGAAUACGAAUAAGACGUAGCGAUGUAUGUGGAAGAAAGGGAUGAACUCGGAGAGAAAAUACAAGUAAUCUUCUAAACUUUACAUUUGAAUUGUAAAAAUAUCGACUAAUUACCAAUGAAAAUAAAAAUCUGUGCUAAAGCAAAUACCUAAAUAUUAGGAAAUAUGUAAACAAUGAAUUCUUUGCGAAAUUUUUAAUAAAAUCAAUCAUGAUAAGAAAUUCAAAAAAUAGCGUACAUGAAAGUGUAAUAAUUAACUGCUUGUUUAGGAUCUAUUUAUUUAUAAGACAUGAUAGGUGUGCGCAAUUUACAUGGUUUAAAGAUGUUAGUCCUGUCAAGUUUGGUGAUCCUUCUUGUUAAAGUUGAAGUUAUUAAAAGUUAUUGAAUAGUGCUUGUUCAUGAACAAAAAGACCAUGGGUUUGUUGCCGAAAAGACCACAGACGGCCAAGUCAGUGCUGAUAAUUUACCUUUACAGGAUUUUUUUUUACCUAUUCCAUAUUAUUUGUCAUCUUUGUCCCUACAAAUGCCGUAAAAUGUACAACAAGGUUAGUAGGUCACUACUAAGUCACUAACUAGUUUAAUUCAAAGGGAUGGGGAUAUAUCCCCACUUUUCGGAGCGGGGGAUGGCCUGCACAAUCAUCACCCCACACUUUUCAAGACAAAAAAGAUAAUUGUUUUAAUCAUCUAAAUAAUGAUUUCUACUGUUAGUAGAAAUUCAUACGUUUGGAAUAAUUGGAAAGGAUAUACUCGCUGCAUCAUAAACAUGAUAAAAGCAUGAAUGAAUUCAUUAAGGAAUUGUACGAUGCCAUUUACUUUAAAAUAUGGUCGUAUAUUUGUUCAUACAAAAAUCAUAUCAUUUGUUACAUACACUGGAGUGAAUGAAGGGGGGGGGGGCAUUUGUUGACGAAGGGGAUAAUUUGUAAAAAAUUUGGCCUACCCCAAGUAAUCAUUUUAAUUCUAUUAUUUAAAGGAAUUGUUCCAAUCGGCAAUUCGGCAUCAUAAUGACACAUUCGUAUAGAAUUUAAAUGCAUAUGUAUUGCAAGUAUGAUGUUAGAAUUAAUACUAUUUAUUUUCGAGAUAAAGAUAAGUUGUGACUUGGGUUGCAUUUUCUUUGUCUUUGGUGAAUGUGAUGCACAAAUACUUGACAUAUAGAACUGUAAAUGAAUAAGGUAGUGGUAUGGUUGACGUAUAAUGAUUUCUGCUAUUGUCUGAUCCUGAGACAUGCAGGGAAUAUUGAUUAAUCGCCAGAAAAUAUUUGGUAUCCUAAACUGAUAACAUGAUUUUCCUUUUACAUCAGCUGAUCUGGCUGUAAAUGAUAUUACUGAAAUGUAUUUGUGAAUCUUGUUUGUAUAUCAGCAUAUGGAAUUGCUUGUUUGUAAUGAUAUUGAAAAUUAUUUUGUAUAUACUUGUAGUUGCAACGAAAUUAGCCUAUAUUUGAAAUGACCAUUGAUUGCACGGCGUAAUUUUAAAGGCAUUUAUUGCUAGUAUUUAUCUUGACUAUGAUGUUUUUUCAUUGAGUGAGCGACAUGAGUUAUGUAAUAAGAUAAUUAUUGCAUGUAUUUUCCAUUUUAAAAUGAUCAAGAAACAUUUCUUUUAUAGUAGUAUUACUAUUUUUUUUUUAAUAUUAUCAUUUGAGAAUGUGAGAAUUUGCGAUUUAAAUCAACCUAAAAU